Miscanthus lutarioriparius is the source of this 1206-nucleotide messenger RNA. Lineage: Eukaryota; Viridiplantae; Streptophyta; Magnoliopsida; Poales; Poaceae. The record is from the annotation of a GenBank genome assembly.
AUGGCUGCAUUUAUAGAAAUGCGACAGAAAGGUUUGAGGCCAGAUGUAGUCAACUACAACACGGUAAUUGACAUUCUUUGCAAGACAGGCAGAGUGGAGGAUGCCGUGUGCCAUUUCAAUCAGAUGGUAAGUGAAGGGUUGUCUCCUGAUAUCAUAAGUUUUAACUCACUAAUACAAGGUCUCUGUACCGUUGGUGAAUGGAAGAAGGUUGAGGAACUUGCUUUUGAAAUGAUCAAUAGGGGCAUCCAUCCCGAUGCCAGAUUCCUGAACGCAAUAAUGGAUACCCUAUGCAAGGAAGGAAGGGUUGUGGAAGCACAGGAUUUCUUUGAUCUAGUUAUACGCACUGGUGUGAAACCAGAUGUUGUUUCAUAUAAUAUACUGAUAGAUGGAUAUUGCUUAGAUGGGAAGAUGGAUGAAUCGAUUAAGCUACUUGAUCGUAUGGUCUCCAUUGGCUUGCGACCUGACAUUGUGACCUAUAGUGCUUUGCUUAAUGGCUACUGUAAGAAUGGAAGGGUUGAUGAUGCACUAGCACUUUACAGAGAAAUGUUCAGCAAGGAUGUUAAACCUGAUGCUAUUACAUAUAACAUAAUGUUGCACGGGCUAUUUCAGGCUCGAAGGAUUGUUGCUGCAAGGGAAUUCUACAUGAAAAUGGUUGACAGCGGAACACAGUUGGGAAUCAACACAUACAACAUAGUUCUUGGAGGACUCUGUGAAAAUAGUUGUGUUGAUGAAGCGCUGAUAAUUUUUGAGGGCUUGCGUUCAAAAGAAUUUCAGCUUGAGGUUCGGACUUUCAAUAUAAUGAUUAAUGCCUUGCUGAAAGUUGGUAGGAUUGAUGAAGCUAAGGGCCUGUUUUCGGCUAUCGUGCUCAGUGGUCCUGUGCCUGAUGUAAUAACCUACAACUUAAUGAUCGAAAGUCAUAUAAAAGAAGGUUUGUUAGAAGAGUCUGAUGAGCUUUUUCUAUCUAUGGAGAAGAAUGGCUGUGCUGCCGACUCACGUAUGCUAAAUGCCAUAGUUAGAAGACUACUUGAAAAAGGAGAUGUGAGAAGGGCUGGAACCUACCUCACCAAAAUUGAUGAGAAGAACUUCCCCAUUGAAGCUUCCACCGCUGCAUUGCUGAUUUCUUUUAUUUCAGAGAGGAAGUAUCAGAAAGAAGUGAAGUUUCUUCCUAAAAAAUACCAAUCUUUCAUGGAACAUAGGGAUGAUUGA